CACACACACUCAUUCUCUUCCUGGCCUAUUAUUCAGACUCAGCCACUAAAGCACGAGCUGUGAUUUGUUGUUUGUUGUUUGUUGCAGCAGCGACAGCUGCAGCAGCUUUGUAUGGUGCAGCUGUAGCAGACAGUGACUGAUCGUCUUUCCAUGGCCUGUCAUCCGUCCAGCACAGGCUCCUACACUGUGGUCAUCAUCCCACUCAGGACGAGCCUCUACAGCCUGGACGCACUUCGCUUCUACCUAUGGAUUCAGCGCAUGAGGGAUCUAGAGAAGGAGAAGGACGCCCUGUGGUCAGGCCUGGAGAUUCUGGAGAAGUCUCGGCUCUGGUACGUCCAGCGGCUGGAGGAGAACAGGAUGCGACAGGACAACGUCGAGACCAAAGGGAAGUUUGACUCAGCUCAGACUCGGUCCUGCCUCCUCAGGUCUCGUGUCCUCAGGGUUAAUGGUUCUCUGGGCUCAGUGAUGUGUGAGCCAAACGUCACGAGCAAAAGCGACCCUUCCCUGCCGGAAACUGUGGCGGACAGCGACCUCCGGUGGCACAACUCGGUGCUGACUCAGGAACUGAGUGACAAAAAUCAUCGGAUCUCCACGUUGGAGCUGGAGAAAGACGCCCUCCUCGAGCAGCUGUAUGAACUACAGGCUCACUGACUUUCCAGCACACACACGUGUCUGUAAAAACGCACCACACGCUGCACUGCAACAUUUCAAUGGAUGUCAUACACUUAAAAUGCUUCCUAACGGCUUGUAUGUAAAUAUGUAUUUAAAUUAAUAAAUGACAAUUAAUGAUCCAA
This is a messenger RNA of Solea senegalensis (Senegalese sole), 794 nucleotides long. RefSeq names its product suppressor APC domain containing 1 (gene sapcd1). The transcript has 4 exons. The record is from RefSeq and is a predicted model, not a curated record. The coding region runs from base 151 to 651 and encodes 166 amino acids. NCBI's taxonomy places the organism in Eukaryota, Metazoa, Chordata, Actinopteri, Pleuronectiformes, Soleidae.